Molecule: messenger RNA, 624 nt
Organism: Psylliodes chrysocephalus
Lineage: Eukaryota; Metazoa; Arthropoda; Insecta; Coleoptera; Chrysomelidae
Source: the annotation of a GenBank genome assembly
CCGAGUACAAAAAUGUCACAUGUAGAUUGUAGAAAUGACAUAACUAUACUGAAUUCCUAUAAUAUUAUGUAUAGUUUAAGAAAGGAAUUAGAACAAAGAAAAAGUGAUAAGUUCUUUGGUUAUGAAUCAAAAAUGAGAUUACAAAAAAUUGAAAAGGCAUCACCCGAAAUAUUCAAUACUGUUAUCAGUAAUUUUUCACUUUUUAUUGAUACGAGUUUAAAUUAUUUGAAAAAAUGGUUUGAUUUGAGCGAAGACAUCUGGCUUUCAAUACUUCCUAACAUAUCUUUUAAAAAUGAGGGUAAAUUUGAACAUUUUGAAAUGGUAAUUAAAAAAGCUAAAUUACAAGAUAUUAAAUAUAAAGAUGGACAAUUUAUAUUCUCAAUAAGACUUAAAGAGAUCCAAAGAAUAUUUACUAAUAAUGAUAAAAACAUUCGAAGAAAAAUACACGUGACAAUUCUUAAAAAUGCAUCUGAUAGCUUACGAAAUAUAAAAUAUUUGUUAUUUACUCUCUGUACUCUCCACUUUAUCUUUCACCGAGAGUUUUUUUGGUAAUGAAGAAAGAAAAGGGAAACAAAUCGUCGAUAAAUUUAAUUAAAAACUAUUUAUUUAAAUUUAAGUUUUGAU